Molecule: messenger RNA, 642 nt
Organism: Acanthosepion pharaonis
Lineage: Eukaryota; Metazoa; Mollusca; Cephalopoda; Sepiida; Sepiidae
Source: the annotation of a GenBank genome assembly
AUGGACAUAAUCGCCUGUUUUUCGCUGCGCCGGUGUUUAUCUAUCUAUCUAUCUAUCUAUCUAUCUAUCUAUCUAUCUAUCUAUCUAUCUAUUUCAGUCUUCUCAUAUCUAUCUAUCUAUCUAUCUAUCUAUAUAUUUACUUUCUUUCUCUCUAUCUGCCUAUCUAUCUGUUCGUUUUUUAUCUAUCUGAAUGUGUUUAUUUUCGUUCUAUCUCAAUCUGUUCAUUUUCUUUAUUAUUCUCUUCAUGAGGAAAAUCUAUCUAUCUAUCUAUCUAUCUAUCUAUCUAUCUAUCUAUCUAUCUAUCUAUCUCAUUCUGUUGGUUUUUGUAUCUAUCUAUCUAUCUAUCUAUAUAUAUAUAUAUAUAUAUAUAUAUAUAUAUAUAUAUAUAUAUAUAUAUAUAUAUCAAUUUGUUUUUCUUUGUAUCUAUUUCCCGCUAUUCAUUUUCUAUUUUAUAUUCUGUUCAUGGGCAAUCUAUCUAUCUAUCUAUCUAUCUAUCUAUCUAUCUAUCUAUCUAUCUAUCUAUCUAUCCUUUUCCGUGAACUACUAUCUAUCUAUCUAUCUAUCUCAAUUUCUUUCAUAUCUUCUUCUUCUUCAUCAUCUUCUCCUUCUUCUCCUUCUUCUUCUUCUUCUUCUUCUUCUUGA